Molecule: messenger RNA, 1363 nt
Organism: Branchiostoma belcheri (Belcher's lancelet)
Lineage: Eukaryota; Metazoa; Chordata; Leptocardii; Amphioxiformes; Branchiostomatidae
Product: GFP-like fluorescent chromoprotein dsFP483
Exons: 6
Coding region: 1-765 (254 amino acids)
Biological process (GO): bioluminescence
Source: RefSeq, a predicted model, not a curated record
AUGACGAUCCUCCAUGUAUUUCCGCAGCCUGUCCCAGCGACUCACGAGCUGCACGUCUCCGGCUCCAUCAACGGCCGGGAGUUUGACCUGGCCGGGCGGGGCACAGGCAACCCUGUCCCAGCGACCCACGAGCUGCACGUCUCCGGCUCCAUCAACGGCCGGGAGUUUGACCUGGCCGGGCGGGGCACAGGCAACGCAAAGGAUGGUUCAGAGGAGAUCCAGGUGAAGUCCACCAAGGGUGCUCUGGGUUUCUCCCCGGUCCUCCUGGUGCCGAACCUCGGGUACGGCUUCCACCAGUACCUGCCCUAUCCGGACGGGAUGUCGCCUUUCCAGGCCGCCGCGGACGACGGCUCGGGGUACGUAGUCCAUCGUACAUUGCAGUUUGAGGACGGUGGAUCUGUGACGGGGAUCUACCGAUAUUCCUACGACGGAAGCCACAUCAAAGGAGAGUUUAACGUGACCGGGAGCGGUUUUCCCGCUGACGGCCCUGUGAUGACCAACUCGCUGACGGCAGUGGACCCCAGCGUGGCCACGGUGUUCUGUCCCAACGACACCACUGUUGUUUCCACCAUUGACUGGAGUUGCACCACUACCAGUGGCAAGCGCUACCACGGCACUGUGCGGACCAACUACACCUUCGCCAAGCCGAUCGCCGCCAGCUUCCUGCAGCAGCAGCCGAUGUUCGUGUUCCGUAAGACGGAGCUGAAGGCCUCCGACACCGAGCUCAGUCUCAAGGAGUCCCAGAAGGCGUUCCAUGGCCUGUGAUGUGUCUAGUACGGUUGUCUUGCGUUUGCGUAAAUGCACUGACCCGAGUAAUAUUGAAGCCACGGUACGGCACACUAUAUAGGGUGCCUGUAAUGUCUAGAUCUCGAAACAGCAUUUUCCUACUUUAAGCGAAUUUUUACAUGUUUUAUAUAUAUGACAAUCUAUUUUCCAUGCACUGUACCUCAUUCUGGCAUCUAACAGUAGUAAUGUAAACUACUGUCAUACAUUCUAAUACACUUGAUAGAAUAGUCCAGAUUUGUCUGAAAAAAAGGAGUUUACAUCUCUGUUAGUCUGCUGGUUUGUGAGAAAACUUCAAGUAUUUUACCUUUCAACGUACUGCGUUUUAAGCUGUUGCCGACAUCAUGAUCGAUGCAGUUCAGUCGAAGAUGGGGAGGUAAAUAUCUGUUUUGUGAUGAAAGUCGACAAUACUUCGGCGUGGAGUUGAAUGAUUGAGAAAAAAACCGUGUCCGUUCUACUGGUUAUGUUAUGCAUUCACUCAAUGUUUUCUGUUAGUAUAUUGUUACCACAAUAAUUAUUUCAUCUCCAGAUUGCAGUCUCAAAAAUACCAAGUGAUGUCAGUUACGACAACACAUAUAUA